Messenger RNA from Adineta steineri, 1442 nucleotides. Lineage: Eukaryota; Metazoa; Rotifera; Eurotatoria; Adinetida; Adinetidae. The record is from the annotation of a GenBank genome assembly.
AAAAAUUACAAGGUCGUGGAUCAGGUUCGAUGGAUCUCCAGUUGGGUUGCGUUGCCGUUCUCAAUCGAAAUCAAGACGAAAUCGAUCAGAAUAUUUCCUUCGAUGAGAUGAAACGACGCGAAAAGGAAUUCUUUGUCAAACAUAAAGAAGCAUUUGAACAUCUACCAGCUGAAUUUAAAGGUAGUGAACAGUUAGUGCGACGUCUGGCUACAAUUCAACAGGAACGUAUUCGUUCAACAUUUCCAGGUAUAAUUAAAGAAUUAAGAAAAAAAAUCGCCGAAAAAACGACUCGUCUGAAAAAGAUUCCCGCUUCUAUGAAUACCGAAGCAGAAUGCUGGAAAAGUUUUCAAUCAAUGGUGGAUAACUAUCGAGAAAGUAUUCAUGAUAAUGUCAAAGGUGAGUACGACCAAGUUGCCUCGAUGGAACUCGACGAAAGACCCAGCACAUAUGCAGAAGUUGCUGACGAUGACACGAAUCCGAAUGAUGUUGAAGCUGAUGAAUCCCAAGAAGAAGAAGACGAUGAUAGUUCAAUUACUGAGGAGAAAAACGAAGAUCAUAUUGGCUAUCAUAUUUACCGUUUACAACGUACGUUUCAAGAUGAAUGUCGAAAAAGUUUCACGAAUUUUUUCUCUAAUAAAUACCAUAAAAUCGUCCUUCGUGAAAUCGAUCGAACAGCUGGUAUUUCUCUACCCAAUUUUCCUAGUUAUCAAAUUAUUGUUGGACUCUUUCGAAAACAACUGCAUAAAAUGCCUGAGUGCUGUCACACAGUGGUUAACAGAAUACAUGAGUAUAUGUCUGGAUGUUUGCUACGAUUAUUUGAACAAGCUUUCAAUAGCGAGUACCCUCGUCUCAAAGAACGUUUAAAAGAGAUGAUCAUUACACGUCUCGGCGAAGUGAAAGAUGUUGUAUUGGAACGUGUUGAAGAAAUUCUAGACAUGGAACGGCGUGUGUUUACACUCAACCAUUAUUAUAUGGACACGGUGAAUAAAUUAAAAAAAGAAGAUAAAAAGCAAAAUGAUGAACAGAGCAGAUCAACUGUCACAUCACCUUUCGCAUUUGGCACUUCAACAGUAACAUUACCUCCCUUAUUUAGCAAUUCAGCAGUAAGAUUAGCUUCAGUCGCAAAGACUACUAUUCCUACAGCGCCUUAUGCAGCUGUAUCUAAUGAAACGCAAGCUGUAAUAGACAUCCAGAUUGCACUACAUGCUUACUCAAAGGUAGUGGGAAAACGUAUGGCUGAUCAUGUUGCACAAACAUGCUACUAUCAUUUCAUCACGCAAUGUGCAUUAAAGAUAGAUCGACAUUUGAGCGGUUCAAUACCUUCCUCAGAACUCGUGAAAUACAUGCGUGAACCAGCGAAACAAACUAAUCUUCGAAACAAACUCACUCGUAGUAUUCAAGCUUAUGAAGAAGCAUUACAGUAUGGUGUCGUACAUUUGUAA